AGGGAUUGACCGAGUGAGCGAGGUCAGUAUUGGUACCGGCACCUAUCAGUCUGGUACCGGUACCGUGCCGUUUAGUCGGUACCGUUACUGCGUUGCAUUGCACAUUCAAACACCAGCAAGAGAAGAUGGCGCCCGUGCUUGGUUACUGGGAUAUCCGCGGCCUUGCCCAGCCAAUCCGCCUCCUCCUGGAGUACACUGGGACGGAGUAUGAAGAGAAGUUGUACAAGUGUGGGGAGGCACCUGAUUAUGACAAGUCAUGCUGGUUCAGCGUCAAGGAAACAUUGGGCGUGGACUUCCCUAAUCUUCCAUACUACUUUGAUGGGGACACCAAGGUGACGCAGAGCAAUGCCAUCCUGCGCUACAUUGCCCGCAAGCAUGACCUCUGUGGCAAGACCGAGGAGGAAAAGGUCCGCGUUGACAUGCUGGAGAACCAGGCCAUGGACCUCCGCAACGGCUUCACCCGUCUUUGUUACAGGGACUUUGACACAGGCAAGGAUGCUUACCUCGAGGCCAUGCCAAAGACCAUCAAGCAGUACUCAGACUUCCUUGGGACGCGGCCGUGGUUUGCUGGAGACAAUAUUUCAUUUGUGGACUUUGUUGUCUAUGAGCUGUUGGACGAACACCUCCAGCUGGACAAGGACCUCCUCAAGGAUGCCAAGAACCUGCAGGAGUUCCAGAAGCACUUUGAGGAGCUGGAGCCCAUCAAGAAGUACAUGGCCUCCCCCAGGUUCUUGAAGAGUCCCAUCAACAACAGGAUGGCCAAGUUUGGCAACAAGUAGAUGGAAAUUCAGAGGACAACACAAAAAAAUACUAAUAUAUUUAGUUAUCUUUCACCUUGUGUGUGGGAAUAGCACAUUUCCUCAAGUAUUUAGUUCUUGCUUCUCAGCUUUGGCAGUCUUGUUUGUCUUCUGAAAUGCCCUGCAGGUAAUGGAGUAACUAGUACAGCCUUGGGUCAGUGUAGUUCUAGUGUUCAUUCCAUUAGUAUACUCAUUGUAAGUUAAAUCUACGUCUUGGAUGGUUACCUCUGCUGUUACCAAGUAACUCUCAGUACUGCUGCGACUUAUUUUCUUGUUGCAGCAGCCACACAAGUACAAGAUUUAUUGAAUUUAGUUGUGAUAUCAUUGUGCAGCUGUUAACGGACCCCACUAGCGAGACUUGAAUUUUGGGUCUUUACCGUAAGGUUACAUCUCAGUUUUAUGUUUUAUGGAAUUUGUUGGUGUUAACCCAGCCUAUAGAAGGUUAUGAACAAAAUAUCAAGGCAGCUAAAGGAAUAAUAGUAUAAUAAACUAAAUCCAGCUUUAAACAUAGCUAUGUGAGAUUUCCCUUAGAUUUUAUUGUUGACCAAUAUGGUCAUAUAUCCAGAUUAAAUGUAAGAGGCAGCUUUUUAUAAGAUGAUGCAUAUUUAAUAAUCUUGGCUGCUUAUCUUUUGUAAGGGGUAGUCAGAAUGUGAUCUCAUGCAUCGUGAGUAUGGAUGAAAAAGCUGAAACUUUAAAAUGUUUGAACUGUUUACAAGAUGAGCAGAAUGGUGAAACUUAUCUUACUCAGAGUUUUGUACACUUCACUGCCAGCCCCAGUAAGUAACACUGCUCAGCCUUGUCAUGUGAAUGUCAUUUUCUUGGUGAAUGAUAUUUUUCAAGAUUUGUACUGAAACUAUUUAAUUUCUGCUGCAGUUUAUAUUCACUGCAGGAUGAAUAAAUUUGUGUAAUGUUUUCA
This is a messenger RNA of Eriocheir sinensis (Chinese mitten crab), 1713 nucleotides long. Its product is annotated as glutathione S-transferase Mu 4-like. The record is from RefSeq and is a predicted model, not a curated record. Lineage: Eukaryota; Metazoa; Arthropoda; Malacostraca; Decapoda; Varunidae. Gene Ontology annotation, biological process: glutathione metabolic process. Gene Ontology annotation, molecular function: glutathione transferase activity. Bases 126 to 779 code for a protein of 217 amino acids. The transcript is spliced from 5 exons.